This is a messenger RNA of Bombina bombina (fire-bellied toad), 1275 nucleotides long. RefSeq names its product coenzyme Q-binding protein COQ10 homolog B, mitochondrial-like. Gene Ontology annotation, cellular component: mitochondrion. Gene Ontology annotation, molecular function: ubiquinone binding. The transcript has a single exon. NCBI's taxonomy places the organism in Eukaryota, Metazoa, Chordata, Amphibia, Anura, Bombinatoridae. Gene Ontology annotation, biological process: ubiquinone biosynthetic process; cellular respiration. The record is from RefSeq and is a predicted model, not a curated record.
CCUUGUAAAGUAAAGCUGCAGGGAGAAACCGGCUUAUUACAGCAGGUGCCCUGUGUCUGAGAGCAACUUAUACCACCAGCAUAUUAAGGUCAUGGCCGGUCACUGCGGAAGAGGCACCUCAGUACUUCUCCGGGAUCUGCUGGAGGCGGAAACACGGCCAGGACAGAUUCUGAUACGGAGAGCUAAGAAACAUCACAGAAUUCGUCACUUGAGCUCUUGUGGAAUUCUGUCUCCGCAAUGCCAAAAGCUCCCGCUGCCAUCUGUAAAUCAUGAGCAGGCAAGAACGUUCCUGAACCUUGCAGUACCACUCUUGGGGAACAAACGCAUAGACUACUCUGAAUCCCGAGUCCUGGGCUAUUCCAUGGACCAGAUGUUUGAUGUUGUCGCUAAUGUUGGUGACUACAGGAUUUUCGUGCCUUGGUGCAAUAAAUCCAAAGUUUUGUCCUGCCAAAAAGGUCUGAUCAAAGCCGAGCUUGAAGUGGGUUUCCCACCUUUUGUGGAGCGCUAUGUGUCAGAAAUCUCCAUAAUCCCAGGCCAUAAAAUCAGGGCUGUCUGUAAUGAUGGGAAACUUUUCAGUCACCUGGAGACUGUAUGGAGAUUUAACCCUGGGUUAACUGGACGGCCUGACACCUGCACAUUAGAUUUAUAUGUAUAAUUUGAAUUCAAAUCCCUCCUCCAUUCACAACUCGCUACACUCUUCUUUGAUGAGGUGGUCAAACAGAUGGUGUCUGCAUUUGAGCAUCAGGCAGCUAGGAUACAUGGCCAGCAAGCAGUUCCUGUGCAAGGCCAGAAAGCACGGGCUGUGUGUUGAUAGUAUGAACUAUGUCACUGUGAACUCUUAGCAUCCUUAUUGGAUACCUCAUCCUCUGGCUCUGCUUCCAUAACCCUGGAACUUAUAGCUAACCUGGAUGCAUUAUUUCUCCUUCGGGAGAGGCUCUUGGAUGAUCAGUGAUAGGCACAUCCUGCAUCUAAGAAAUGGACCAACUACACUCACUUUGCACAUCUGUUCCUUAUUUAUGUUUAUUUAAACAAAGUGUCACCUUUUUGUGAGAGCUGUUACAUUAUUAUUUUUUAAAAAACUAUUUUGUCUAUUUAAAUUGUUUAUUAGAAACAAAACCAAUUUAUUUAUAAAAAAAAAGAUGGGACCUAUUUUGACUAUUUUAUUAUAUUUUCAGAACACCAUUUUGAAUGUAAUUUAUAAUAUAUUUUAGUAAUAUUCUAAUUUUAUUGACAAAGUAUAUGCAAAAUAAAAAUUAUUCAAAUUCGAAAAAAAGA